AUGCCCUGUGGUCAAACUGUAUGCCAUAUUUGUGUCUUGGAAGUCCAAACAAAUAAUAAUCAAAUACCAGUAACUAAACCUAUCUACUCUUUUUAGUCAAACCAUGCAUCUAAUCUCCCUCAUAAUAUGAAUAAUCAAUUUUAUGAUGGAAAUCAAAGCAAUAAAUCACAAGGACCAUCUUACUUUUUAAAGAGCCCAGGUACAACUAAAUACAGUACUACAUAAAAAUCAAGUAGUAAUUAAGGAACAAACUUGAAUGAACACUUAGAUUAAUCAGAGAAGUUAACUGCAUCUGAUCAAAAUAAUAUAUCGGUAAAUUAAGAUGAGUAACACAAAGAAAGAGGUAAUGGGAGGUCAUAUUCUUAGUCCAUUUUAAACUAAUCACCUACUUUAAAUAACAGAUCUAGUCCUAGCAAGCAAAUCAUGAGUUAAAGAUAGGCUUCAAAAAUUGAAAAAUAACUAACUUAAUCUUCGAAAUUCUAUUGCAAGAUUCAUGCUGAAAGGUUUAUUGAGUAUUAUUGUUAACAAUGCCAUCAAUCAGUUUGUUCUCGAUGUAUGUUUGAAAAUCAUAAUGGUCACGAGCUUUCAUAAAUAGAUGAUGCUCUUAAAUUAAUGAGAUCAAAACUUCUUUCAUUUGAUGAAAAGCUAGUUGAAGUCAUCAAGGAAAACGAAGAGUCAAAAAAUAUAUUAGUAGAUUAUCAUAAAUAAGUAGAGUAAAUGCGUGAAAAAUAAUAAAAAUUGAUAGAUCAGAAGUUCAAAGAUCUUAUUCAGAAAAUUGAAGAAAGAAAGUAAUAAAUAAGUAGAGAAGUCUUGCACAAGUACGAAUCAGCAGUAUUUAAGGUUGCAGAUAAGUUGAAAAUGAUAGUUGAAUAAUUUCAUGAGCUCAAAGUAGCCAAGGAAUUUUAUGAAGAAAUAUUCAAUAAGCUGUAAGAUGAUAACUUUAUUAAAAAUGAUUGUUCCCCAGAUCAAGUAGAGUUCCUAAAUAGAGCCCCAGAAUAUGAUAGAUUUAUCUAUGAGAAUACUCUUAAGUUGAAAUCAAUUCUCAUUGCAUCCAAGAAUGCAAAGAUAGAAUACCAAGAGGGAACAUCAAUUGGUCUUAGACCAAUUGAACUUAAUCUAUAAAAUGCUAAUAACUUGAUUUAAGCAUUAGCAUUUGAUAGCUCUAAGAUUGGUGAUUAUAGUUUAAGCUAAAAUUUGUAGUAAUUGAAAUAGCUUCCUCCGAAAGAUAUAGUUCCAAAGGAUAGCUAUGCUGCAUCAAACGAGGAUACUUAGAUUUAAAAUUUUGCUACUACUAACUUACUAAUAAAUAAAAAUAUUGUAAAAGAUAGUUAAUUUGGAUCAAAAUUUGCUAAACUAAAGUUCCAAAGACAUGGAACUGAAACUUCUUAGGAACUUUAACUUAACUACGAAAACCUGCCAACCUAGGAGAAUCAGAAUAAUAUAAAUAUAAUAUCAAGUCGGCAGCAAAAAGAAAAUGAAUUGAAACAGAUUGAUAAAGAGACAGUAGAAGAAAUUCAAUCUUAAAAGAUCAAACUGUUAGAUAAUGCUAUAUAUUGCAUUGGAGAUACACGAUAUAUUCUAAUGUUUGAUUAUAAGAAUUCAAUCUGGUAAUAAAUUUAUUACGAUAGAGAAGGCUCUGAUUAUUAAGGUACUUUAAAAUUUACAAGCAUAUGUCAGCUUAAUUCUAAAAAACGAGAAUUUAUUAUGACUGGUGGAUGCAAUAAAGCAACAAAGGAGGCAUCAUCUUAAUGCUAUAGAUUUAGUAUUCCAAAUAUGAGAACUUUUAGAGAAGUAUAAAGACUGAAAUAGGCUAGGUAUGGACAUGCCUCAGUAUUUAUUAAUCAUUUAGUCUUAGUCUUAGGUGGUUUUAAUCAUAGAGAUGAUGAGGCUUAAGCACCUAAUACAUUAAACACAUGUGAAAAGUACAGUAUAAAAGAAAAUGAAUGGUCUCCUAUAGCACCUAUGUCAUAGGAGAGAGCAUAUUUUUCCGCAGUUCGAGUCAAAGAAGAGUUCAUUUAUGUAUUUGGUGGGUUUUAGAAUUAUGAGACAACAAAUACGAUAGAAUUCUAUAACAUAAUGUUAGAUAAAUGGACAUCUUUGACUAUAACAAUGCCAAUCAAACUUGCAAAGUAUGGUUUAGCUAAAAUAGAGGAAAAUCAAAUAGUCAUAGCUGGUGGCUUGCUUGUUGAUAAUUAAAGUACUAGAUCCUCAGGUGAAAAUACUAAUUACAGCUGUGUGAAUACAGCUUAUAAAUUUGAUUGUAAUACUUUGAAAUGGACUAAAUUAUCAAAACUUAACUUUAGACGCAGUAUGUAUAGUAAUAUGGCUGUAAAGGAAAAUUUGCAAAUUUUUGCAAUAGGAGGUACAAUUGAUGGAAUCAAUGAAGUCUAUGACAUAAGGAAAAAGAAGUGGAAUACUUGCUAAAGUUAUACAAGUAUAGUCGGACAGAAUGACCUUCAAACCUACGCCAUAUGUAGUUUAUGUAAAUUUGGUGAAGAUUGA
This is a messenger RNA of Stylonychia lemnae, 2502 nucleotides long. Lineage: Eukaryota; Ciliophora; Spirotrichea; Sporadotrichida; Oxytrichidae. The record is from the annotation of a GenBank genome assembly.